UGGCCUCUAAGGAGCGGGCGGGAGCGGGCGGGAGGAGGGGGCGCGGCGGAGCGCAGAGCGGGGCGCAGCGAGGCGAGGACUGGCCGUGCGCGGCCAGCCUCCGGGCGCCCCUCCCGGCCGCCCCGCCCACCCCGACCCCUGCUGCCGGGGAGCGGAGACCCGGCGGCCGCCGCGGACUCGGGCGAGAGCGACGCAAGGGCUCCCUAGACUAUCCAGAAGUUGAUUCCAUCAUGGCAGAACUCAAGGUGGAGAGCCGGACCAGCGUGGACUGGCAGAAGCGCUGCCUGGCCCUGGAAACCCAGCUCUUCCGGUUCCGCCUACAGGCCAGCAAGAUAAGGGAGCUGCUGGCUGACAAGAUGCAGGAGCUGGAGCAGAGGCUGCUGGAGGCAGAGCAGAGAGCAGAGAAUGCAGAGACCCAGGUGGGUAUGAUGGAAGAGAAGGUGAAACUGUCCAGUCUGAAGAAUGUGGACUCAGCAGGCAGCCUGCACCGGAAGUACCAAGAAUUGCUGAAAGCUGUGCAGGGCAAAGAUGAGCUCAUCGGCCAGCUGGAGGCACAGCUGGAGAAGCAGAAGCAGAUGAGAGCUGAGGAAGCAAAAAUUGUUCAAGAAAAAGCUGCAAAGAUCAAGGAGUGGGUGACACUAAAGUUAGCAGAGGGGGUUUUGGCUCAUUUUGCCUCCCAUCCCCUUCUGUGGAUGCACAUCUCAGGUCACCUGCUAGACGCUCUUCAGAUGGCACCUUCAGGGAAGCUUCAGGUGGCCCCCCAGGGAGCCCUAGAAGAGGAUUCUGUCCCUUCAGGGCUAGGAACUCAGCUGAUGGGGCAGGACAGUGGUCCUCAGGCCCAGGGUGCCCUGAAGGUAGCUAUUCCUGCACCUUCUCCAGGUACUCUGCAGAACAAGGACUCUGUUGCUAAAACAGGAAGCCUUUUUGAGGAUUCUAAUGCCAGCAUGGUCCAUCCUGGGGAAAUAUCAGAGGCCAAGACCCUUCCACCUCGUCUGGGAAGAGAAGGCUCUCCCGGCCAGCUGUGCGUGAAGCCUCACACCCCCAGACAUGGUUUGGCUUCCUGGGGUGAGGGCCUGGUUACUGCUCAGGGAGGAACGCUCCCUGGGACAAAGACCUCUGCUAGGGCAGGUGGCCCUGGCAGCAGCCUGACCCUACCGAAGGUGCGGGCUCCCAGCACCCCCCGGGACAGCAUCCAGCUGGCCAAGCGGCACCACAGCCAGCCCCAGGCGGGCCCUGGGCACUUCAACCAGGUGGUGAGCAUUGAGAUUGGCACCCUCUCAGCCCUCCACCCCUCCAGCCUUCCUGAGGUGCAGGCCCGAGCUGAGCUCCGGGAGGAACCAGAGAAGAUGGAGAUGGAGGAGCAACCCCCAGCGGGGAAGAAAGAGGACAGAGAGAGCCCGAGGGCCCCCAGAGCUGAGCUGGAGGAAGUGGACUUGGGGAACAAACCACCCACACCCCCCCUGCACCGGUUUCCAUCCUGGGAGAGUCGGAUCUAUGCUGUGGCCACGUCAGGCAUGAGGCUCUCGGAUGUGUCUCCCAGAAAUAAUGUCACCUGCUGCACUUCAAGCCCUCCUGCCCUGGCGUCCCCUGGGCCUUUCUCUGGCCUUGUCUACAAGAACGUCACCGUGCCUGUCUACACAGCCCUGAAGGGGAGAGCCACACAGAUCAGCACUGUACCCUUUGUGGACGAAUCCUCUGGGUCUGAUGAUGACUGCAGCUCUCAGGCGAGUUUCCGAACUUCACUCCCCUGCUCUGAGUCCAGGAAGACGAGCGGACUGGGCAGCCCCCGGGCCAUCAAGAGAGGUGUCUCCAUGUCCUCGCUGAGCUCUGAGGGCGACUACGCCAUCCCCCCGGACGCGUGUUCCCUGGACAGUGACUACUCAGAGCCUGAGCACAAACUCCAGCGCACUUCAUCCUACUCCAUGGACGGGCUGGGCCUGGGCGGGGAGUCACUGGAGAAGUCGGGCUACCUGCUGAAAAUGGGGAGCCGGGUGAAGACGUGGAAGAGGCGCUGGUUUGUCCUGAGACAGGGGCAGAUUAUGUACUACAAGUCCCCGAGUGAUGUCAUCCGGAAACCUCAAGGUCAAGUGGAGCUGAACUCCCGUUGCCAAAUUGUUCGAGGGGAGGGUGCACAGACAUUCCAGCUCAUCUGUGAGAAGAAAACCUAUUACCUGACGGCUGAUUCACCCAGCCUGCUGGAGGAAUGGAUCCGAGUACUACAAAGCUUGCUAAAGGUCCAGGCCAUUGGGCCUCCAGCCCUGCCUCAGGCUGGCACCAAGCCCACUGUGAAGGGCUGGCUGACCAAGGUAAAACAUGGCCACUCCAAGCUGGUCUGGUGUGCUCUUGUUGGGAGAACCUUCUACUACUAUCGGAGCCAUGAGGACAAGCGACCCCUGGGCCGUCUGCCUGUGCGGGAUGCACGCAUAGAAGAAGUAGAUCGAUCCGGUGACUCCGACGAGGACUAUGAGGCUGGAGGAACCGGGCGGUUGCUUUCCUCCCACUGCACCCUGGUGAUCCACCCCCCAGAGCACAGCCCCACCUACCUCCUCAUUGGCACUAAGCAUGAAAAGGAUACGUGGCUUUACCACCUCACAGUGGCUGCCGGUGGCCCCAGUGCCAAGGUGGGCACUGCCUAUGAGCAGCUCAUAGGAAAACUGAUGGAUGGUGAGGGAGACCCAGAUUCCCCCCUCUGGAAGCAUCCUAUGCUAUGCUACAGCAAAGACGGGCUGUACACGUCCCUCACUACCCUGCCCUCCGAGGCCCUGCAGACGGAGGCCCUCAAGCUCUUCAAGUCCUGCCAGCUCUUCAUCAAUGUGCCAGUGGAAGCCGCCUCGGUGGACUACCACGUGUCCCUGGCCCAGACAGCACUGCAGGUCUGCCUGGUUCACCCCGAGCUGCAGAGUGAGAUCUACUGCCAACUCAUGAAGCAGACCAGCUGCCGCCCACCUCAGAAGCACUCCCUCAUGCAGUGCUGGCAGCUCCUGGCUCUGUGUGCCCCACUUUUCCUGCCUCAGCACCACUUCCUCUGGUAUGUGAAACAGCAGCUCCAGCGCCAUGCAGAUCCCAGAAAUGAAACUGGCCAGUAUGCCACCUAUUGCCAGCGAGCAGUGGAGCGGACCCUGCAGACUGGGGAGCGGGAAGCCAGGCCGUCACGCAUGGAAGUGGUGUCCAUCUUGCUGCGUAACCCCUUCCACCACUCCCUGCCCUUCAGCAUCCCCGUGCACUUCGCCAAUGGGACUUACCAGGUGGUCGGUUUCGAUGGCUCCUCCACAGUUGAUGAGUUCCUCCAGCGGCUGAACCAGGAGACAGGCAUGAGAAAGUCAUCCCACUCUGGCUUUGCCCUCUUCACGGACGAUCCUUCUGGCAGGGACCUGGAACACUGCCUGCAGGGGAGCGUCAAGAUCUGCGAUGCCAUCUCCAGGUGGGAACAAGCCCUGAAGGAGCUACACUCGGGGAAGUCUGAGGGUGGCACGCGCGUUGUGAAGCUGAUGUACAAAAACAGGCUGUACUUUCGGAGCCAAGUCAAAGGGGAGACGGAGCGCGAGCGGCUGCUGCUCGCCUCUCAAACUAGUGGAGAGAUAGUGGCAGGGAGGUUUCCUGUCAACAAGGAGCUGGCUCUUGAGAUGGCUGCCCUGAUGGCCCAGGUAGAGUACGGGGACUUGGAGAGGCCCAUCCCGCCGGGCCCUGGGGGCACACACCCUGCCAAGGCUCAGCAUCACCUCCAGCAAGUCCUAGACAGGUUCUACCCAAGGCGCUACAGACAUGAGGCACCCCCUGAACAGCUGAGGCACCUGGCAGAUCUGCUGACCACAAAGUGGGCAGCUCUGCAAGGCUGCUCCCCUCCUGAGUGCAUCCGCAUCUACCUGACAGUGGCCCGGAAAUGGCCUUUCUUUGGUGCUAAGCUCUUUGCUGCUCAGCCUGCACAGCUGUCUUCCAAGGAGAAUGCUCUGGUGUGGAUUGCUGUGAAUGAGGAUGGUGUCAGCAUCCUUGACCACAACACUAUGCAAGUGCAUGUCACUUAUCCCUACUCUUCCGUGAUGACCUUUGGUGGUUGUCGGGAUGACUUCAUGCUUGUGAUUAGAUCCAAUCCAGACCACAGCUCUGGAAGAGGUCACAUUGAGAAGUUGAUCUUCCGGAUGGCUGCUCCCAAGAUUGCAGAGGCAACCUUCAUCAUGGCCAGCUACAUGAACCACUGCUCUGCAACUGUGAACCCACCCACCAGCCCGCCUGCUGCCCGCCAGCCGUGGGAACUGGAUGGACGACAGUUCUUUCCUUCUGUUCCACGAGCUGCCAAGGGGCCAACAUUGCUGUGAAUAUUCCUCCUGCCCCUUCCCCCCCCCCCCCCCCACCUGGUGCCUCUAGGAUUAGAGAUGUGCAUCCUGGGGAAAGAUACUACUGUGAUGAGUCUAAGAGCCCUCCCUCCAACCCCCGACCCCCACCCCAGCCCCGGUUCAUUCUGUGAAAUGUGUCUUUUAGUGUCCCUGAAGCCUUUACUCUCUAGGUGCCUUAUAGUCUGUUUCAGGGCCCAACUUUUAAAAAUCCAGACCCAGUAAAAAAAAAAACACUUUUUUUCCCAAGAAUACUGAGCUCUGGAUGCUCUCUAAUUCCAGGAACAAACAGGUUCCUGAGGGCCUCAAUGCUGUGAGUCAGGGCUUUCUGCACUGAUACUCUCAGGGAGGCCAGUGCUUUUUAUAUCGUAUAUGGUCCUUAUGUGGGGAUUUAUACUUGAAGUUUUCCCAACAUCCCUGAACAGCAUAGGACUAAAAUUUCCCGUUCACCUGAACUCUGACAAAGGCCUAGAACUCACUAAAACUGGGCUUCCUUUCCCUUCCCCUACUGCAAACGAAUAGGCACUUGUAGUUUUGUAGUGCCCCUUCUGGGGCAGCAGCUCCUAUCACUGCAGGACAAGACGCUGUCCCUGCUGAGACUGACGCUGAUCUCCCUCACACUGGACUGUCAGCCCAACUGAGUACAAGCAAGGGCAAGGGGUAGGUCCAUCCUGACCUCUCCCUGUCUCAUUUAAUGACUGGACAGGGCUCAGUGAAGGCUGUGCUCACUACUGUAGGACGAGGUGGUCAUCACUUUUCCCCCACUCUUUGAAAGACCAAGCAAAUGUGCUCUGCUUUUUGCUGCUCUGUGAUGCCACCAAAAAUGAGUCAGAAACAGAAGACCCCUCCAGGCACCUGGGCUCUUCAAGACUUCUGGCGAGCUUCCGCUGGAAUUAGUUCGAGGGCAGAGGGCACAUAUGUGGUAUCUGUCCUAGCCUAAGAGCAUCAGGUAAAAGAAACAGAAAGUUUCCUUCACCUUUUGUCUUCCUGAUGAUACCAGCAUCCCCUCAUCCUCAACUGAGACCUUCUGUUGAGUCAGAGGAGGUGAUCUUUGUCUCUGCCCUCCCCUAACAGGAAAAAAAAAGACGAAAGAGUUCAUUCAUACUCUGAUUUUCCAAGAUUGGAGAAACUGUUUUAUUUCAUAGCCCUAAGGCAGUCUUACCAUUUGUCAAUACAGUGCUGAAAACUGUAUGAGUUUAGCAUACAAGAACCAAGCCUUUAACCCCAACAAAGUGUGUGUGUGUGUGUUGCACACUGCAAAAACUGCAAGGCUGGAACUAGUUUAUCUGAACACCUCAGCUGCUGUAAGUGUCCCCGCUCACUCUUUAAACUGACAAGCAUGAUGAAAAAAAGCACAACAGAGUGUCUGCCUCUUUUAAAUGAACUUGACUUUGCAAGGCUGGCAGUUUUACAGCUAUCUCCCAUUUCUGUUCCUGCCCUCCACCCAGGAUUUGGGAUCUAGCUGAGACAUUUCUACCUCGAACAAGUCACAUGUCACAUGUCCCACAGGUUCCUCAAUAACCCCCCUGGGGCUGGUGUAAAAGGCAGAAAUUACAGCUCUGGUUUUGUAAUAUCCUGAAUGUCCCUAUGGUCAAUGAGGAUGUUAUCUACCUGGGAGUUUUAAAAAAAUACAUGAUCCCCACAAAAAAGUGAGGAUGGAGCUGUGUUCAUACUGAAUUUGGGGGUUAAGCUAUUUCCCUCACCCUAUCUCCUUCCCAACCCUUCAGGAAUCCUCCCUUAAAAGUUUAUUAAUUUUAUACAGAAGAAACUGCCUUAUAAACAAAGCCUUCUGUAGUUUGUGUGUGUAUCCUUCUUUAACGUGUCUGGAAACCAAAGUUGAAUUUCUGUCUGGCCUUUUGUCUCAUCCCUCUUGGCAAAAGAAGUUUUUGAAACCAUAGACAAUGCAGCGUAACGGAAGGGUAUUAAUGUGCUUGACACCCAUGACUGAAAUGCUACCUUCAUGUUUGUCAAUAAAAAGCAGCUGUCUGUGAA
This is a messenger RNA of Equus quagga, 6320 nucleotides long. RefSeq names its product pleckstrin homology domain-containing family H member 1. The transcript is spliced from 30 exons. The record is from RefSeq and is a predicted model, not a curated record. NCBI's taxonomy places the organism in Eukaryota, Metazoa, Chordata, Mammalia, Perissodactyla, Equidae. The coding region runs from base 231 to 4313 and encodes 1360 amino acids. Gene Ontology annotation, cellular component: cytoskeleton.